Messenger RNA from Aaosphaeria arxii CBS 175.79, 734 nucleotides. RefSeq lists its product as uncharacterized. The record is from RefSeq and is a predicted model, not a curated record. The coding region runs from base 1 to 399 and encodes 132 amino acids. The transcript is spliced from 4 exons. Lineage: Eukaryota; Fungi; Ascomycota; Dothideomycetes; Pleosporales. Gene Ontology annotation, molecular function: carbon-sulfur lyase activity.
AUGUCCAACAACGCCCCGUCUCAAAAGUACCGAGCCUCCUGCCACUGCCAACUCAUAACCUACACGGUGACCCUCUCACCGCCCCUCGACGACCUCGACAGCUGGGUCGUCGAGUGCAACUGUUCGAUCUGCGCGCGGAACGGCUACCUGAACGUCUAUGUGCAGAACGAGUGCAUUGAGUUCGAGGGCGUCGGGCUGGAGAGUGAUAUGGUUGAGAAAUAUCGAUUCGGGAAGCAGAGGGUUCAGCAUUAUUUCUGCAGUCGCUGUGGGAGUAGUCUGAUGGCGGAGAGUAUUGAGCCGGGUUUCUAUGAGGGGGUCAAGGCGUUGAAUGUUCGAAUGUUCCACGACGUCGAUGUUCAGUUGCUGCAGAGGAGACAGGUCGAUGGGAGGAACCUAUAGGAUACUGGCUUCAUACUGUAGUGGGCACUAAUAGCAUCUGGGCUUUGACAGCACUACUUCGUGCUGGUGCGCGAUGGAGUGUGCUCUGUGCGAUUGAGCCAGAGCGCGUUCCAUAUCUUCGUUUACAAGGGCCCUAGCAGCUAUGUCUAGGUUGAAGUACAAGGAGGAGGAUGUCAUUUUCGUUGGCUUUGGCCGGGUUUUAUAGAGCGUGGAGUCUUGUCCGGUUGCAUGAGAUAUCCUAUGCUUUCUUUUUGAUGAUAGAUACCGACAGGUGCAGUUCUUUCGCUAUAGUGGUGAGCCACGAGAAUACGAUUGUUGUUUUGCCACAGAUGUUU